This is a messenger RNA of Epithele typhae, 1734 nucleotides long. RefSeq lists its product as uncharacterized. The transcript has 3 exons. The coding region runs from base 1 to 1734 and encodes 577 amino acids. The record is from RefSeq and is a predicted model, not a curated record. Lineage: Eukaryota; Fungi; Basidiomycota; Agaricomycetes; Polyporales; Epitheliaceae.
AUGGAAAACGUGAAGAACGUGCUGUCCAUCGACGACGACGUCCUGCUCCUCAUCAUCUCCCUCCUCUCCCACAAAGACGCGCGCGCGGUGGCUUGCAUGUCGAAAUAUGCAUACUGCUUAGCGACACCCAGCACUCUUCACGACGCAAGUUAUCCAUACAAUAGGAGAGAGUCCGAGACGUCUCGAUGGGAGUACAUCCUCGGAGACGACAAGUACCUGGGUGUCCCCCGAAGGCGCUACCUUCGAGCGCUUGGUGUUUGGACCUAUCCCAAGGACGAAACCGAGAUGGCCUCCCUCUUAGAAGCCUUACCCUCGUUUUCAAACCUCCGGUCACUCCAUUGCGGCCACUCCAGCAGGCUGAUAGAGCAACACCCACGCUUCGUCGAAGGUAUCCCCAACCUGGUACGGCUCACAGAGAUUGAACUCCAAGAAUUUUUUUCAACAACCCUACCGAGCCUCUCUGCCGUUCUCGCCGCUCCCCACCUCACUAAUGUCACUCUCUCGCUUCCGGAAGACCCUGAAGAUAACGAAUACUGGGAUGUUUCACAAGGUUUUGCACUCCUAACGACACUCGCCGCUCUCCCCUCAUUAUCCACCCUCUCCUUGAUCUGUCCUGCCAUAGGCAUUCCGCCACGCUCUACCACCAUGCGCACCAUUCCUAUGCUCUCAUCUCUUCGCCACAUGUUCAUCAAGCUCCUCGUCUCGGAGGCGUCCGCAAACAUCGUCGCGUACUGCCCAAACCUGAUCACGCUCGAGUUGGGUUGCUGGGAGACUCAGGGGGUUUAUGAAAUGAAAGAGGACCACCUUGCGCAUCUCUCGCUGCUCACCAAAGACAUCUGGCCGUCCAUCCACGAGCUUGACUGCUCGAUGCCCUGGUCAACUUCGUUCACGGACUGUCUUGGACGCGCGAGAAAGGUGACGAUCCACGAUAGGCACCUGGACCACCACGAAGACUACCUCCCCAUCCUCAGCAAGACCCUACCGUCCUGCCUGCACUUGAUGUACCUCAAAUGGGGCAACUUGGAGUGGUGGCCGUCCAUGGACCAGUUCGAGACGGAGCAUGAUCUCGUCAAGUACGCAUGGAAGGAGGUGGCGAACACGCUUCCGCAGCUGCGGUCGUUGGUGUUGGGUUUAUACGACACCGCGUUGAACGGGGACUUCAUGAGCAUGCUUCUAGAUGCGCUCCUUCCUCUUCCUCUCACGUACUUAUCGCUUCAAUUUAACGCUCCCUACACGCCACUAAUGAGCAAACACACCGCCAUGGCGCACGCGAACGAGAUGCGCGCGGCCGAGGUGCUCCGGGUCGACACCCUCCGCGCACUCCCAGAUGCACUCCUGCGCGCCCUGCCGCACGUGCGAGUGUUCUCGCUUCUGGGGUGCAAGGCGAUUCUGAAUUUUACGGAUCUGCGGAGCGGGCGGUCGGAACCAUUCUGGGAGGACGUGAAACCGGAUUUCGACACAGCCAUCCAGGCGCAGGACGCGGUGGACGAGGAGUGGGGAGAGACGAGUCCCCAGGUUGACGAGCAUCUGCGCGAACUGAGGCGACGAGCGGACGAGACUGCGGGGCUUCGGAACGAGCGGUGGUGGUGGGUGGAGGGAGAGGGAGAAGAAAGACGGGCGAUCGAGAUCUGGAAGGAGAAGGGCGAGUGGGCGCGCGAUGUGAUCGAGAGCGUGGACUUCCAGCCGGGGGAUCUGACUGGAAUGUUUUCUGAUAGCUGGCGCUACGACCCAUAG